AUGGUUGCUAAGGAUAAUGAUCUGUACUUAUACCAUCUCACGUUACAAAAACAGACAAACUUUAGGCACUCCUGCAUAGGGCACUUCGUGGAUCUGGAUGCGGGGUCCAGGCGUGAGCAGUCGCAAUUGUGUAUUGCUACUGAGACACACUUGGAGCUCUAUGAUACUUCAGAAGGGCAGAUGAAGCUUGUUACUAAAUUCCAAAACCUGUUUGCAACGAUAACCUCGAUGAAGUCGCUCGACUUGCCACAUUCUGGGUCAAGGAAAAACGCUUCCAAUUGGCCCACUUUUUUGGUGUUAACUUCUGACUCUGGCAAUUUAAGUAUUGUGCAGAUCGCUAUGCAAGCCGGUACGUUUAAACUAAAGACUUUGGUGAAUCAACCGUUAAGUAGAACCACCCUUCGAAGAGUAUCUCCCAUAUCGUACAUGGAAAUCGACCCUAAUGGGCGUUGUAUAGUUCUUUCAUCUGUAGAACAGAAUAAAUUGUGUUUCCUCGUUGAUUAUGCCCAAAAAUUGAGGAUAUCCUCUCCCCUGGAAAUCAUUAGGCCUCAUAUGGUAACAUUAGAUAUGACUGUUUGUGAUGUAAAUUUUAAUAAUCCAUGUUUUGUUACUUUAGAAAUUGACAAUACCGCUGCUCAACUAUCAGUACACUUGAUAUUCUAUGUACUUGAAUUGGGCUUGAAUCAUAUCGUCAAAAAGGCUGAUUAUUCAGUCAAUUCAUCAGCAGGCUUCAUCUUAAGCUUACCAGAUUUGUCGCGGUAUGGUAUAACAACUUCCCUCAACGACAACAACUAUGAUGUUGACGAUGAUUCCCUUUUCAAUCCUUUUGUUGUCAUUGGCUUCGAAAAUCAUAUCCUUAUUAAGGACAUGAAUGGAUUUUUUAGCUUAAAAGUGGAAAUACCUCAGAGAGCUGGCAUAAGAAACAGUCAGAAAAACGUAACAAUUAUUUCAGGCAUAGUACAGAAAUUGAAAAAUGAUUUUUUUGUUCUCCUACAAUCCAACCAUGGUGACCUUUUCAAAUUAACAGUUAGGCCCGAUAAUAAUGAUAGAAAUAGACCGCUAAUUCAGUUAUCCUAUUUUGAUACAAUCCAAAAUUCACAUCAAUUACACAUUUUCAAGAGUGGUUACCUGUUUGCAUUAUCUGAAAUGAACAACAACUUUCUAUUUCAGUUUGAACAACUGGGUGUAGAGAACGAUCCUUCUAAGAUUUUAACCUCAAAAAAUCCAAAUAAUUCGCUGGUUUUCGAACCAUCCGUCGAAUUACAAAAUUUGAGUAUAUUAUCACAACAGCUAAAUUUGAAUCCAUCAAUUAGAUCUCAAAUUUUGAGUGAUUCGCCACUUUCUAUUGUCACUAAACAUUUUACGAAUAGCAAGAUAAUAACUCUAACAAACGCUGUGAAUUACUCUAAUUUGAUAUCUACUAGUUUGCCACCAAACGCAACUAAAUUAUGGUUAAUACCUGAUCCUGCAGCAACAGGUGACAACAAUACUCUUCUAUUCAUAACUUUCCCCAAGAAAACAAUGAUAUUACAGAUUGACAAUGAAUCCAUGGAAGAACUAACACCUGACGAAGCAACAAGUUCAACUUUCAAGCUAUCUCAAGAUACUACAAUCCAUACAUGCCUAAUGGGUUCACAUUCUAUUAUUCAAGUAUGCACUGCGGAAUUGAGGCAUAUUGUACCAAGUGGUAAAUCCAAGUAUUCUAAUAAGUUGACUUGGGUACCCCCAGCAGGUAUUCGUAUUGUGUGUGCAACAUCCUCGAAGACACAGCUGAUCAUAGCAUUAUCAAAUUACGAAUUGGUCUAUUUUAAGAUAGAUUCAUCCACAGAUUCAUUAAUUGAACUGACAACUCACCCAGAAUUGGAUACAAUGCCGUCUAGACUUUCCAUUGUACAAGAUACACAGCAUGCUGAUUUAUUAGCCAUAGCUGAUAACGAAGGUAUAAUUAAAAUAAUGUCUCUUAGAGACCAAAAGGAGGAUUUUUUAUCUGUAAUAAGUCUACAACUUGUCAAUGAAAAAAUUUCUGACAUGAUCAUGAUUAGAGAUUCUUGGAUAGGAAUGCUUAAUCUGCAUGUUGGUUUAGAAAAUGGUGUGUACAUGAGAUUCCAUAUACAAGACGUUGAUGGAACUUUUAAUGACAUUAAAAAACGAUUUCUUGGCUUGAAACCUGUUUCCCUGUCAUAUUUACAGAAUAUAUCUACGUCAUUGAAAGAAGAAGAAGACGAUGACGAUGAUGAAGAAGAGGAAGAAGAAAAAGAAGAAGAAGAAGAUAAUAAUAAAACCAACUUGAUUUCAUGUGUUUUUUGUCAUUCUUCUUCUACAUGGGUAAGCUACACCUGGAAUAACAUAUGGAACAUACGACUGUUAAAAGAUCAAAGUAUGUUGAGUUGUUCCAAAUUCGUUAACGCAGAUGUAGAGGUGAACGGUAUCUGUUCAAUAACGAAAUCAGGGCGUUUGGAUAUCGGUAAAGUUUUUAAUUUUCCAACUUUGGACAACUGGUUUCACGUCGAUGAAUCAAGUGUUGAAAAGCAAGAGAAUGGAAUAGAAAAUGAAAUCAACGAAGAGGAAAAAAAAGAAGAUAAUGAUGAUGAUGAUAAUGAAGAAGAAGAAGGAAAAGAAGAAUCAGAAGUAGAAGAAGGGGAAACAUUGCAAGUAUCUCUAUUCCAACCUCGCGUUAUCUUAUCAUUUCCGAAUAAACCGAAACAUUUUCUGUUCAUUGACAACCACUCUGACAUACAGCAAUGCCGUCUAUCAUUGCGAGUUAAUGGUAUAUGCUUGAACUACAACAAAUCAAAUAUUUUGUUCAUAAUACUACACAAUGUGCGCUGCAUUUCUGCGGCUAUAGUGGACUUCACGAGGCAGGCUAACCAUCUCGUAAUUUGUGCUGAAGAUAAAAGACUGCUCACAUACAAAGUACUAGUUAAUAAAGACCAGUCAUCUUUUGAGAUUGAACCAAUUCAUCAAACCAAUAUCAUCUCACCGAUAUAUUCCAUGUUGAAGUUUAAAAAUUUUCUACUCACCGCCAUCGAUUCCACUAUUGUCCUCUACGGCUUAGGGAAAAAGCAGCUGUUGAGAAGAUCUGUAACGCAGACUCCCGUAUCCAUAACAAAAAUUGUAUCCAUGGACCAGUGGAAUCAUGAAAGAUUGGCUGUUGGCGACAUACACGAAUCUGUCACUCUAUUUAUCUGGAAUCCUGCUGGAAAUAUUUUUAUUCCAAUUGUCGAUGACUCCGUAAAACGCCAUGUGGCAACUUUGAAAUUUUUAGAUGAGGCAACAAUAAUAGGCGCUGAUAAGUUCGGAAAUGUGUGGACUUUAAGGUGUCCGCUAGAAUGCGAAAAAAUAAUAUCAAAUUGUAAUCCUGAAGAAUUAUCAGAUAACACUAUUAAGUACCCGCUGGACCUUAUAAGCUUACAGCAGAAACUGCCCAAUACUUAUGACUGCAAGUUUAAAUUUCAACUAUUGAAUCACUUUUUCGUCAAUGAUAUCAUCACAGAUUUCCAUAUCUUGGACAGCAUUUCAAAUUCUGAUAGACCUGGCUGCAUCUAUAUGGGUUUACAAGGCACUGUUGGCUGCUUUAUUCCAUUAUUAUCAAAGGGGAAUGUUUUAAUGAUGAAAAAAAUCGAAAGUAUAAUGGCUGAGGCAGAUGAUUCGUUUUAUUUAGAUUAUGAGUCACGAAAGAGAAAUAAGAACAUGCGAAAGGAAGAUGAUGAAGAGGAAUUAGCUAGCGUUGUGUUACACGGACUGCAUGACAUAGUUGACGAACCAAUAUGUGAGGGGUCUUAUUCCGUUGUAGGCCGAGAUCACCAAAACUAUAGAAGCUAUUAUGCCCCUGUGCGCAAAGUUAUUGACGGAGAUCUAUGUGAGAAUUUUUUGAGGCUUUCCUUGAUUGAACAAGAAUUUUUAACCAACAAUCUGAAGAAUAUUCAAGUAAAGGAUAUAAUUCAUAGCAUAAUUGAGGUUAGAACAAAUUACAUUUAA
Saccharomyces mikatae IFO 1815 is the source of this 3978-nucleotide messenger RNA. RefSeq names its product U2 snRNP complex subunit RSE1 (gene RSE1). The coding region runs from base 1 to 3978 and encodes 1325 amino acids. Gene Ontology annotation, biological process: mRNA splicing, via spliceosome. Gene Ontology annotation, cellular component: U2 snRNP; nucleus. The transcript has a single exon. Gene Ontology annotation, molecular function: protein binding; U2 snRNA binding. The record is from RefSeq and is a predicted model, not a curated record. Lineage: Eukaryota; Fungi; Ascomycota; Saccharomycetes; Saccharomycetales; Saccharomycetaceae.